UGUUAUUACUUGUUUGCUUAUCUUAUAACACGUUUUUUUGCUUUCAUUAUGGAGUGUACUAAUAAUAAGCACCCUUUUGUUUUCUUGUUCUGGCUAGUGUUCCUCACUCCUUUAGUGUGCUCUCAACUUUACUAUAAUUUCUACGACUCAACUUGCCCAAACCUCACCAGAAUCGUUAGAUACAACGUUUUGUCAGCUAUGAACAAUGACACAAGGAUUGCAGCUUCUCUCCUGCGCCUUCAUUUCCAUGAUUGUUUCGUCAACGGAUGUGAUGGAUCUGUGUUGCUUGAUACAACCAGCACUUUUACUGGGGAGAAAAAUGCUCUGCCUAACAAGAAUUCAGUGAGAGGAUUUGAGGUGAUUGACACAAUCAAAUCAGCAUUAGAGAAGGCAUGUCCAGCCACUGUGUCAUGUGCUGAUAUACUAACUCUAGCUGCAAGAGAAGCUGUUUUUCUUAGUAAAGGGCCAUUUUGGGUUGUCCCUCUUGGUCGUAGAGAUGGCACCACAGCAAGUGAGAGCGAGGCAAACAAUUUGCCAUCACCCUUUGAUCCUCUUGAAAAUAUUACAGCCAAGUUCGUUGCCAAAGGUCUUGAAUUGAAGGAUGUAGCAGUGCUCCUAGGUGCACACACCUUUGGGUUUGCACAAUGCUUUACAUUCAAGGCAAGGCUAUUCAACUUUGGUGGAACUGGUAAAUCGGAUCCAACACUAGAUGGUUCACUACUACAGAAUCUACAGAACCUAUGUCCAAACCAAGCUAGCUCUGACACAAACUUGGCACCCUUGGAUCCUGUGACAACCAACACAUUCGACAACAUGUAUUACAGAAACCUGCUCAACAAUUCAGGGCUGCUUCUAUCAGACCAGGCUCUAAUGGGUGACAACACCACUGCUUCAUUGGUCAACAUGUAUAGCAAGUGGCCUCUUCUCUUCUUCAGAGACUUUGCUGUUUCUAUGGAGAAAAUGGGCCGCAUCAGUGUGCUCACUGGACAACAGGGCCAAGUAAGGACUAAUUGUAGGUUUGUCAACUAAACAAAAACGUAAGAAAACAAAAACACUCCAAGUUUGGAUUUGAAUUAGUAGUGUCUCAUCAUUUGUGUGUUUUUUUUUUUUAAAAAAACAAACACUUUAAUUUGAAAGUGAGGCUUUGGUUAAGUGGUAAUAGAUUAAACCUUUAACUGUGUGUGUGAGUGCAUAAUAUACGUAAGUUUGUGAGGCCUAGAAUUAAGAGUUAUUGUCCAAUAUAUUUGGCCAAAAAAAAAAAACUUUUAUUUGCAAAAGAAGAAAUUAAAAGAAAGAUCAUCUUUGUAGAUUUGUAUGAAAGUGGAACAAUAUUGUAUCAUCAAGUAAUAAUGGCAAUAUUGCAUAAAUAAUGUUUUAAGCCCUUCAAUUCUUGAUAUGAUUUUAAAAAUCUUUGUUA
Arachis duranensis is the source of this 1417-nucleotide messenger RNA. Its product is annotated as peroxidase 10. NCBI's taxonomy places the organism in Eukaryota, Viridiplantae, Streptophyta, Magnoliopsida, Fabales, Fabaceae. The transcript has 4 exons. The record is from RefSeq and is a predicted model, not a curated record. Gene Ontology annotation, biological process: hydrogen peroxide catabolic process; response to oxidative stress. Gene Ontology annotation, molecular function: heme binding; peroxidase activity. Bases 49 to 1029 code for a protein of 326 amino acids.